Anarrhichthys ocellatus (wolf-eel) is the source of this 5169-nucleotide messenger RNA. RefSeq names its product purine-rich element binding protein Ab (gene purab). The record is from RefSeq and is a predicted model, not a curated record. The transcript has a single exon. The coding region runs from base 82 to 927 and encodes 281 amino acids. Gene Ontology annotation, biological process: regulation of transcription by RNA polymerase II. Lineage: Eukaryota; Metazoa; Chordata; Actinopteri; Perciformes; Anarhichadidae. Gene Ontology annotation, molecular function: RNA polymerase II transcription regulatory region sequence-specific DNA binding; purine-rich negative regulatory element binding; DNA-binding transcription factor activity, RNA polymerase II-specific. Gene Ontology annotation, cellular component: nucleus.
AGCGGCGGAGUGGUUUGACGGGCAGUCGAGGUUGCAGCAGGCAGAGGGAGACGGUGGAAGGUAAAGCAGGGAGGCAGCAUCAUGGCGGACAGAGACAGUGGCAGUGACCACGGAGGGCCGGCCGCAGGCCCCGGCUCGCUGCCUCCGGGUGCGAUGGGCGCCAUGUCCCGGCUGCAGCACGACACCGAGGAGCUCGCCUCGAAGCGCGUCGACAUCCAAAACAAGCGCUUCUACCUUGACGUGAAGCAGAAUGUUAAAGGCCGCUUCCUAAAGAUAGCCGAGGUCGGGGCUGGGGGAAAUAAGAGCCGCCUCACUCUCUCUAUGUCGGUUGCCGUGGAGUUCCGCGAUUAUCUCGGGGACUUUAUCGAACAUUACGCCCAGCUAGGCCCGACCAACCCGGACAUAGUGCAAGAUGAGCCCCGGCGGGCGCUCAAGAGCGAAUUCCUGGUGCGGGAGAAUCGGAAAUAUUACAUGGAUCUGAAAGAGAACCAGAGGGGGCGGUUCCUAAGGAUCCGUCAGACCGUUAAUCGGGGGCCCGGAUUGGGAAGCGCUCAAGGCCAGACCAUCGCUCUGCCGGCGCAGGGUCUCAUCGAGUUCCGCGACGCUUUGGCCAAACUCAUCGACGACUACGGCGUGGACGAGGAGCCGGCGGAGCUCCCGGAGGGCACCUCGCUUACGGUCGACAACAAGCGCUUCUUCUUCGACGUGGGCUCCAACAAGUACGGGGUCUUCAUGCGGGUCAGCGAGGUGAAGCCCACGUACCGGAACUCCAUCACGGUUCCGUGCAAAGUGUGGUCCAAAUUCGGCAACACCUUCUGUAAAUACGCGGAGGAGAUGAGGAAGAUCCAGGAGAGGAGUAGAGAGAAACGGGCCUCCGAACUGCUACCCGAGGGCCCGCACGGAGGAGAUGACGGCGACGACGACUGACCUUAAGAGAGCAGACGAGAAACAACAAAGACUAAACUGAACUCUGAAAGAAAACGAGACUUUUAACUGUAAAAUAGAACGAGAAUUUCCAAGGGAAUCACCCCACACACACAACCUCCACAGACAUGGCAGCAGCUCUGCUGCCUCCUCGCUCAUUUUACUGGAUGUCACACCACUUACCACCCAUGUAACAGUACGCCGCUGCUAUCAAGGAUCGAACUGUAAGAUAUGAACUGUUUCCUACUUGAUUUAAAUGACAAUGAGCAGAGUGUUUAUAUCUCUAUCAAACGACAGAUUUUGCACACAUCAAAGCUAUUUCGAGAAAAAAGAAAAAUCAUGUUUAAAUGUUUUCAAACUGGUAAUAUACUAAGAUUUAAUCAAAAGUGAAACCAGAGGUCUAUUAUAUAAAAAUGACGAAUAUUUGACAUCAGCACAAAGAGAGUAUAUUAUGGACUUUAUGAAACCAAAAUCUGAGACCAGAUGUAUAGUUUAUUAUAAAGGUACGCAGAAUAAAUAUGAAAGCGCUCUAAAAGUGUAUGAAUUGCAGAACGCAGCACUACAGGCCUGUAAACACCUGUCAGCAUGUGUGUAGGCCCGUGUUUUGAAAAGAAGUUUGGCAAAGAUAGGCUCUCGUCUUUAAUCUGACCUAAAGCCUGCAGGCUAAUGAAAGCCUUUCUAUCAUGCCGUUAUGGAAAGAAUCCAAAAUAAAAAAGCCUGUUUUGCGCGCCUCAAACAAAUGAGAUAAACCUAUCUCUGAGCUACUAUAUAGAAUAUCAACCCUCUUGCACCAUGUCCAUAUAAACUUAAUUGAAAAAAAGUGCUGACUUAGAUGUACUCAUUAUGAUUUUGUGAAUCAGCUGUGAAAAAAAAAAUCCUUAUCAAUUAAGAUUCCCACGUUUUCUGUGGGUUAAGUUUUUUCUUUGUUACUUUGUUGUUUUUCCCUCUGGGGGAGGGUGGGGGAUGCAAAAGGAUAAAGGUCCACCUGUGGGAGCGCAAAGGCGUGGAAACAAAAAAAAUAAAAAAUGAGACGCGUCCGCAUCCUCUCUGACGUCAUUACGACCCGUGCCUUAUACACUCCACUCGUUUACGUGUUCUCACGUGGAUGGUCUGUGACCUCGACCGUUGUACGUUUUCAUUUACGAGUGCUGUUAUGUAGGCCGAAUUAUUCACCCACCGGGGCUGCGUUAACUCGCGCGCCUCCUGCGGUGCAUGGAACAUUGGGUGGCAACACCAAAGCUGAAAGGCUGCCGGGAGCUUGGGGGUCAACAAUUAUAGUGCUCAGAAACAGAGCUUCAAGCUAGAGCAGGCCCUUCAGAAAGAUGAGGUGCUGCUGUACGUACACUUUAAAAACUAUGGGUGGGGGGGGGGUUAAUUGUAUUGUGCCCAGAAUCUCUAGCAGCACCCCUGCCCUGGUCGCCUCUCAGUAGAGUAGAGAUGUUUCUCCCUAGAACAGGAGCGUGACCCAGGACGUAUACCACCUGGUGUCAGCAUGGAGAUUCAUUGGGAGAUGUUUUGCACACCAUAUGCACCAUGUUAAAAAAAAAUUUCAAAAACAGCAACAACAACAACAACAAAAAUAACUAAAUCAGGAGUAGCUUGGAUGAGGCUAUUUGUCAGAGCAGAGAUGGAUGCUGUUUAACAGCCAGGCAGGCCAGCCGGCCGUGCCAUGCCGUCAAGUCUGAGUGCAGUUUAGUGGAUGUAGAGGCCCAUCAGUGCGGGGCCAAGGCAGUAUCUAUCUCUUUAUGGUGUUACAGCCCCUCCAUCGCUCCUUGGGGGCCUCGCCACUCAGAAUAUGUCACUUUUGCAUUAUUUCUAUUCUGACGCUCUUCUUCUUUUUCUCCCUCGAAGUUCUUUGCUCCACAUUAUGUUGUCCAAGACGUGUCGGGUUUCUCCCUCCCGGGCAGAGAGGAAGCCACCGACUAGCGCAGGACGUCUCAUGUUAGUGUGCAAUAUUGUGUGCGUGCCAGACGCGGCAUUGCAUCACGUGUAUAGACUAUUAAUAGACGAAAAAAAAUGUAUAGGCUAUGUGAUCGGUAGAUAUUUGAAAGCAUGACGAUGAGGUUGAUGCAUCUGCAUUAUGUUUCCAAAAUGUGAAGUCUUUCUUCUCAUGCACUUUGGUCAAAGUGAUAAAAACGUCAGACUCGUAGUGAAAUAUUUUUCCUGUCAUUGUUCUGUAAACCGCCUAUUAGUGUACGUAGACUAGUGAGGGUGUUUAACGUCCCCCUACGGAGUCCCCCCAGAGAAAAGCCCUUUCCCUCCUCGGUCCUCUCCAACACACACACACACACACACACACACACACACACACACACACACACAGACAGACAGACAGUCAACAGCCUCUAACUGUCUCCAUGUCAGCCUCUCUGCAGUGGCCCACACUGGAGUUGAGUAGUAUCUUGGGGCUUGGGUCCACGGCUGGCUGACACACACACACACACCGUCAUAGUCUCCCUGUUGAGGCCUCUUGUCGCUAUCUGGGCGUUUGGGAGGCCGCUAAAGUAUUUUGAAUGGUGUCUAGAACUGCACAAGGCCUCCUGUCACGAGUAGCCAGGAAACUGUGUGUUUGGAAUCUGAGUGCAACUGAAACUACGAUUUGACUUUUGCUCGUCUGCGGUUUCACUUGAGCUAGGCGAUAGUGAUCGGCCUCAAACGGGCCCGACGCACAGAGUUUUGUUGUUGUUUCUACAAUGAGGAUCUCGAUCCUUCCCUCUUACGUGGGCAGACUCUGAUCUCAGGUCUGCUCCUCUUUUUCCAGCUCAUGACUCAAUGUGUCAAAUAGAAGGCCCUGGCUCAUUGUCCUUGCGGUAAUGAGGUAACACUGAAGUGCUAGUUUACGAUUAUCAAUAUGCUCUAAGUGGUUGGUUAACCUAUCAGCUUUAUUUAAAGCAGGGUGGCCUUCAAUGCGACGAAGGGGAAACAGGCUGUAUGGAUUGCAGCUUCAGAGGCCUCAGCUGAAUAAACGCAUGCUAAUGUGGUUACGGCCUGGGCCUGUGUGACAGCUGAGGCGAUACUGAAGCAGAAUUCCCCCUUAUCAGAAGUCCUAUUGAAUCCGAGCUUCUUAAAGGUUGAUCUGCGUUCGAUUGUGCAUGCCUGCGGCAAAUAGUGCCAAGAAAAAUGUUCCAGAAAAUCCCAUCUGUUCCACACAGGACAUUUUGGCCCAGGUUUGUCUCCGAGUGUUGGUGAAAGGCCUGAUGAAGCCUGGCACUGCACUGUCGGGGCUUACCAGCAGCGGCCUUACCGCGACCUGCUGACCCGGCUGUCGGACACAUCCAGUUAGGCCUUUUCUCUCUGUUUUGGAGAAGAACAGGGAGCCUCUGUGCCCUCUUACAGAGACGACUACAUUUCCUCACACUGCCCUUUGAAUUAUAAAAAGCCCAUUUCUAUUAAACACACAUACAAGCCACCUGUGACUGUGUCCAGGCAACGCACAUCUGAGGUCAAUCUGAGUUCGUCUUGAGUCUGGACCCUCUGUUGUGAUACAGCACUUGUUCCCCAACGUGUUCCAGCUUUAGCAUUAUUGAAUCCAGGCCUCCAGGAGGCUCGUGCUUCACGGACGAUGAGAAAUACAACACUUUCUUUCUCUUUUUCCGUAAUGGCCAAACAUAAGGAGAGCCUGAACCUGCUCAUGGAGUUCACUUUGUGAGUGCCUCACUCUGUGAAAUGCACACAUUUCCUGAAAGAUUAAACGACGUGUUGUUGUGUUACAGAGCGUAAUAGCCAGGUGCUACUGGGUCAGUUGUGCUUUUUCCGUUUUGGGUCGUCGUUCUAUCGAAUUACAGAGGAAAGACGCUCUUGUGAUUUUGCUGAAGACAGUGUGAUCAAAUCAGAUUCCUCCAUUUACGAGCGCUCACCCGGUGUCGCGGCAGAACCGGGAGUGACCUUGCAGCCAUGUUGUGCCCCCGUUACACAUUCAUCCAUUCGUGAGACUCAAAUGCAAAAUGGUAGGCAGAUUUUCUUUUGUCUUGCUUUCCACGUAGAGCGUCAGCGGUCAAGCUGUGUGCUGUCCUCAGUGGCUCUGGCAAAGUUCAGUGAACAUUGGCGACGGUGCACCGAAGCUGUUAGCAUCCACAAGAAUGACUUUCUGAUUUAUCACACAGCGGCAGCCAUCGUAGCAAUCCUGAAUCAUGAUGUAAUGCUGCCUUUUGUGUGUUAUUACUGCAGUGUUUUGUUCAAUUGUAUUCAAAAGAGCUUCUUUUUUUGUUUGUUGCUCAAACAAUGACUAGACCAUUCCUUACACAU